Molecule: messenger RNA, 2418 nt
Organism: Phalaenopsis equestris
Lineage: Eukaryota; Viridiplantae; Streptophyta; Magnoliopsida; Asparagales; Orchidaceae
Product: transcription factor bHLH140
Exons: 7
Coding region: 80-2323 (747 amino acids)
Biological process (GO): single strand break repair; double-strand break repair
Cellular component (GO): nucleus
Molecular function (GO): single-strand break-containing DNA binding; mismatched DNA binding; single-stranded DNA binding
Source: RefSeq, a predicted model, not a curated record
UAUCAAAAUUCACGACCAUAUAUUUCAUCUUUAAAAUCGUCACCGCCUCCCGGCGAUCGUAAGCUUUCUUGUAACUCUAAUGGCGGUAGGGCCAGAUUCGAGUUCUUCUCUCUUGAGCGAACAGAAAGAGGGGAAACCUCUUAUAGUAAUCCUCGUCGGUGCUCCUGGAAGUGGGAAAUCAACUUUCUGUAACGAUGUCAUUAGCGGCGCUCGACGCACCUGGACUCGUAUUUGUCAGGACACUAUAGCGAAUGGAAAAGCUGGAACUAAAGCUCAGUGUUUGCAAAGUGCAAUUAAUGCAUUACAGGAAGGUAAGAACGUCUUAAUCGAUCGAUGCAACUUGGAGCUCGAGCAGCGGUCUGAGUUCUUGAAACUCGGUGGAACGCGAGCCAAUGUGCACUCAGUGGUUCUCGAUCUGCCUGCUCGAGUUUGUAUAUCUCGUUCGGUGAAGCGAACUGGGCAUGAAGGGAACCUACAAGGGGGAAAAGCUGCGGCUGUCGUCAACCGGAUGCUACAGAAGAAGGUGCUACCGAAAUUGAACGAAGGAUUCUCAAGGAUUACGUUUUGUCAGAACGACGAAGAUGUUAAAACUGCUGUAAAUACAUAUAGGCUUUUGGGGUUAUUUGAUAAUUUGUCAUCUGGUGUUUUUGGUCAAAAGAGCGAGGAUUCUAAAGUUCAACAAGGGAUUAUGAAAUUUUUGAAGAAAGUUGACACUGAUGAAUUUGGUUCUGAGAAUUCAUCUUCUAAGGAUAAAUACAAGGAAAAUAAUUCUUGUUCCAUGGUAAUCGAAAAGGGAAACGAGGCUGGAGAGGAUGAACAAAAUAAUGAUUUACAAUGGAAUGAUGCCCCUACUUUGGCAUUUCCAUCCAUUUCAACUUCAGAUUUUCAGUUUAAUAUGGAUAAAGCAUCUGAUGUUAUUGUGGAGGCUGUUGCUGAUUUUUUGAGUAAGGUUGAGAAGGUCGAACUUAUUCUGGUGGAUCUAAGUCCUAAAUCAAAGAUAAUUUCUUUGGUUAAGUUCAAAGCAUCAAAGAAAAAUGUUGAUACCAACAGAUUUUCAACAUAUGUAGGAGACAUAACUCGGCUUUAUUCAAGAGGAGGACUGAUAUGUAAUGUGAUUGCCAAUGCUUCCAACUGGCGGCUGAAACCUGGGGGCGGAGGGGUUAAUGCAGCCAUUUUUAACGCUGGAGGUGAAGCCUUAGAAAUUGCCACCAAGGAACAGGCUGACACCAUUAGUCCUGGAGGCUCCGUUAUUGUUCCUCUUCCUAGAACUUCUCCCCUCUACCAAAGGGAAGGUGUGACUCAUGUCAUACAUGUUUUGGGACCAAACAUGAAUCCUCAAAGACCAAACUGCCUUAAGGAUGACUAUGAAAAGGGCUGUAAGGUUCUUUAUGAGGCAUACACCUCACUUUUCAAUAAAUUUGCAUCUAUUGCACUUCGCCAAAAUUAUCAAAAAGAAUAUUGCGGAGAUUCUAAGUGCGAACCUUCCAGUUCAUUUGGGAAUUUUUUUGGGUCAGUGGUUGAACGUCAGCCUUCCCUUAGUGAGCCAAUGAGCAAGCGAGAAGUUAGCCACGAUUAUGAUAGCAACAAAAAAUCAAAAGCUAAUGGUGGCGACUUUGGAAGCUUAUCUCAAGGCUUUGUUGUUCUGGAGAAAGAGAAGCAGAACAGUGAGGGAACUGAUCGCUCUGCGAAGAUAUCUUGGGGUUCAUGGGCUCAUGCUCUUCACCAGAUUGCAAUGCAUCCUGAGAAGCAUAGUCGUGAUGUUAUCGAGAUAUCGGAUGAUUUCGUUGUAAUAAAUGAUCUUUAUCCCAAGCAGGCAACGAAGCACAUUCUGGUGACAUCGAGGCUUCCUGGUCUUGACUGCCUUGCUGAUAUUCGUAGAGAACAUCUUCCAAUGUUGCAAAAAAUGCAUGCCGCUGGUCUCAAAUGGGCUGAGAAAUUCAGUAGUGAUGAUCCUUCUCUAGUAUUUCGACUCGGUUAUCAUUCGGUUCCUUCGAUGCGGCAAUUGCACCUUCAUGUUAUCAGCCAGGAUUUCGACUCGACUCAUCUCAAAAAGAAGAAACAUUGGAAUUCAUUCAAUACUCCUUUCUUCCGAGAUUCCAUUGAUGUGCAUGAAGAGAUCAAUAUUAAUGGAUUGGCAACCCUAAAAGAUGAAAAAAUACUGUCCUCAGAACUGCGUUGUCAUCGCUGUAAGAGUGCUCAUCCAAAUAUUCCAAGGCUUCGAUCUCACAUCGCCGCUUGCAAAACUCCUUUUGCUUCUCAUCUUCAAAAUGGCCGACUGGUUUUUGCAGCAUCAGGAUCUCCUGAACCUGCAAGUGACAUAUAAUCCUGUUGAAAUAAGUAUUUUCUUAGGAAGACUUACAUACAUACCACUUAAUGCCUAUGUAUUUACAUAUCUAAAACCAAAACUUUCAAGUUUUA